AUGGCCAACUUUGUAUUCCCCGACUCGGAUCCAUUAUGCUACAGCGGUUUCUCCAAUCCAUCGAAGCAUGUUCUGCAACAAGGCGCCAGUGAAACGGUUCCUGAUGCCAACAGCUCCUCAUGGGCCGCAAGAAACCCCAACUGGCCGGUGCUCACACCUUGUGUGCCCCUCAAUGCUGCUCAGAAGGCACGUGCCAACGCACAAAGAGCAUCCCACAAGAUUUCGUUGCAACAACGCAAGGAGGCCGAAGACGGACUGCAUACUGCCAUCCAGCAACUGCUCUCAGAGCAUAAUGAGAAGAUUGACACCCUCGCACUUGAGCGCGGCGUCACUGCAGAUAAGGAAGUCAAUGCAGAUCAACCUGGCGGGGCAAAAUACUCACUUUAUGAGAUCCAGGACAUGAACAUGAGUGUUCGCACCACCAACUCAGCAGCAGUGCAUGAUGUCCAAUCAACUUUGGACAAUGUUUUUAAAAUAGCGACAUGGUUCGGGACGGACAACGUGAUGGACUUCUGGGAGGAUGUCUUGCAAACCGAGGCUGACGAAAUCAUGAGAAAACUAGAACAAUGGGCGUGUGUGUCAGGUCGAAGCAUCAAUGAACGUGAAACAGUGCAAAACAUGCAACAUAUUUGCACACGGCUCCUUAACUCAGGGCUAAGGACUCUAAUAAAGAGAUGCGACAUCCGCAUCAACUACACAAAUUUCAAUACUGCUAUCAAGGAGAAACUUGGGAUUGAUCUAAGGGGCUGGCCCGAGGAUGUCCUGUUCCAGUCUCCCACAAGCAUCAAUGAUCUCAACACCCUUCGGAAGCUGCGCGAUGUGCUGAGGGAGGGCUCCUGCCACUGGUUCCACAUGACUCCUCGACAGCGUGAUGAGUUUGUCAUAGGACUUGCUGCACGUCACAAGAGAGGAGAGGUCAUCGGCAAACCUCGCAAGAAGCGCUCUGAUGCAGGGGUAGCUCGCAAACAGAAGGGCAAGGAGAAUGGUCAUCCGACCAAGCGUGUACAAGCCUCCAGGACAUCUGCCCAGGCUCCGAAAAGCUCAGAGUUUGUUGAUACAUCUGAGGAGGAGGACACUAGCGAGGGAGAAGCUUAA
Messenger RNA from Suillus paluster, 1095 nucleotides. RefSeq lists its product as uncharacterized. The record is from RefSeq and is a predicted model, not a curated record. Lineage: Eukaryota; Fungi; Basidiomycota; Agaricomycetes; Boletales; Suillaceae. The transcript is spliced from 8 exons. Bases 1 to 1095 code for a protein of 364 amino acids.